AUGUCUAAGCCAUCUUUAGUCAGCCUCCCGAGGGAGCUUCUCCGCAAGAUAUGUUGCGAGCUACUAUGCGCAGCAGCUCUAGAAUUUGUCCUUGUCAACCGCCUAGUCUACCAGAUCUGCGAUGAUUGGACUGUGUGGCAGGUACUCGUUAAGAAGAACUUCUACCACGUUGAGACUGCUAUCGAAGGCAAGAGCGAUAUUUGGAAACGAUACACGGUUGCUGCAGCGAAGGCCACUACUCUUUCCAAUUGGAGUACCCAGGACCUCGAAAUGUGGCUACCGCAAGUCGCUGCGUCCCGUCACCCCGCAAUUCUAAGUAAAGACGCAUCGGCGUUGAUUCGACUUUAUAACUCCGUAUUUAACAGUUCCGUCGAUGCGUAUCAGGACAUGAACUUGCUCUCGCUGUCUAGCGAGAGGGUGUAUGCAAAUACUCAAGCGGAUUGGUGUAGAGCACAAGCUGCUGCUUUCACUCUUACUAUACGAUAUGUCUCGACUCCAGCACCUCCAGACUGCAUCGAAGAUUCGCUAGAGUCGGUGUCAUGGCUCCCGAUCGAUGUCUCUCACAAUACACAGCUCUCCCCAGCUGAACAAGAUAAGCACGUCACAAUCCGCCAUGCUCUCGCCAACAGAGCGGUUGGAAUUAUCUGCGCACGCCUCCGAAUUCGCUUUGCUGCCAUGGAAAGCACUGACGGUUUCCACGAACCUCCAUCAGCCCUGUCAAUACCACUCUUGUCUAUGGUGACUGUACCCCGACCUUUCACGCACAACAGCUUAGAGGCUUUCAGUAGGUGCCAUCUAGGCGUCAUGACCAGCCCAGAGUUCUUCACACAUUGCACAUGGACUGGCUGUCACGGCAUAAUGAAUUCACCAUCCAGGUCAUUUGCCGCAAUAGGCGGUCCCCAUCAAGAUGGAUUUCCACACGAGGGCGGACCAGAUCCCAUGGGUUAUUUCCCUUACGGCCGUUCUUUUGAGAGCCUUGUGCGGUUUGAAAUGGUCGAGGCAGACGAAGCAAGACUUGUACUGCGAUCCAACAACUUCCACUCAGAGGCGGGUCUUCACAAAAUAUUCUUGGAUGUUGAGAGGAGCACUGGUCAAAUUGCUGUGCAGUACUGGCAUCCCGCAAAAGUGGAUCUGAUACCGAUGGAUGGUAUUAUUACACCUUUUGGAAUCAUGAUCAAUUAUAAUAGCCCGGGUUUGUGGUUGUGGUUGUGGAAGACGGAUUGGUCUGAGCAAGCUCGAUGA
This is a messenger RNA of Parastagonospora nodorum SN15, 1242 nucleotides long. RefSeq lists its product as hypothetical. The record is from RefSeq and is a predicted model, not a curated record. Lineage: Eukaryota; Fungi; Ascomycota; Dothideomycetes; Pleosporales; Phaeosphaeriaceae. The transcript has a single exon. The coding region runs from base 1 to 1242 and encodes 413 amino acids. Gene Ontology annotation, molecular function: protein binding.